GGCAUGAAGGCAAGUCUGAUGAGGCAAACGUUCAUCUCCCCUGUCCCUCCUCCCCUCCCUCCAAUAUAGACUACUCGCUACCUCGGUUCUCGGUUAUCAGGCGAGUGCUGGUUGCCAAGGAGAGACGCACGUCUAACCACCGGUUUAUCCCACGGUAGGUAGUUACAGCGGCACGGGCAGCCCCGCCAUUUCUUCCCUCAAAACCUUGGGAUGUCGAGUGGCAGCUCGAGCUCUUCCUCCAGGAAGGAGUUCGACGUGAAACAGAUCCUCCGGAUCCGAUGGAGGUGGUUCGGUCACCAAACAGUUCCUACGCCUCUACACUCCCCGCCUCUACGAGAGUAUUUCACCGGCGGGAGCGGGGGGAGCGACAGCCACGGAGACGGACCCUCGGUGAGCGGUUGCAGCAACGGGAACAGCAGACCUUCACUUAGUGGCUCUAGCGGGAACGGGAAAACCAUUCCCGUGAAUUCCGGCACAGGGAGUCACAGCGGUCUUGUGGCGAGCGGCAGCGCGGGUUCAAAUUUGUGUCACAGCAGCAACAACAACAGAAAGUUUGUGGAUUCGUCGGGAGGUCGCCACGCGAAAGGAUCGAAGGAGGGGGCGGCAGGCGGGAGCUCGUGUCCGCGGUCCGUCAGCCAGCCCGAGUGCCGGAGCUCCGCGGCGCUGUCUUGGAUCGCCCCUCUGUCGAACUCUCACUCCCGCCACAAUACCAGCAUGGAGCCCCGCGCCGAGGGCUCCGUGCCCCCGUUGUCGCCGCCGGAGCACGCUGCUCCUCCCGGGGCGGAAGAGGAAGUCGUGGCUCCGGUCAUCGAGGAGAUUAAUAAUAAUCAGGCGGACACCGAUACCAGCUCCUGCAGGACCUCCAACAGCAGUGCCACUCUCUCGUCAUGCGUUUCUCUGGAGCCGUGCGCGUGUCCCGAGGAGAGCCUGUUCACCGCCCUGUCCCACGCCGACGACACCUUCACCAAGAUGGAGGGCUACCUGAGGAGCCGGCAGCUGUGUGACGUCACGCUGGUGGCGGGGGAGCGGAGGAUACCUGCACACAGGCUGGUCCUCUCCUCCGUGUCCGACUACUUUGCGGCCAUGUUCACUAGUGACGUGCUGGAGGCCAAGCAGGAGGAGGUGAAGAUGGAGGGCGUGGAUCCAGAUGCAUUGUGGAUGCUGGUUCAGUACGCCUACACAGGUCGCCUGGAGCUGAGGGAGGACACCAUCGAGUCCCUGCUGUCGGCCUCCUGCCUGCUGCAGCUGCCCCGUGUGGUGCAGGCCUGCUGCGCCUUCCUGGUCCGCCAGCUCCACCCCUCCAACUGCCUGGGGAUCCGCUCCUACGCAGACGCCCAGGGCUGCAGCGACCUGCAGAGCGCCGCGCACUCCUACACCAUGGAGCACUUCCUGGAGGUGGUGGGAGGCCAGGAGUUCCUACUGCUCCCCGUGGAGGAGAUCUCCAGGCUGCUGACCUCGGACGACGUCAAUGUGCCUGACGAGGAAACCGUGGUAACGGCGUUGUUGACCUGGGUGGGCCACAACGCCGACACCCGGGCUAGCCACCUGCCCUCGCUGCUGGCCCACAUCCGGCUGCCACUGCUCCAACCUCAGUUCCUGGCGGACCUGGAGGCCAGCCCUCUGCUCAGGGGCAGUGUGGAGUGCCAGAGGCUGCUCAUGGAGGGCAUGAAGUACCACCUGUUGCCCCAGCGCCGGCCCCUGCUGCAGAGCCCCCGCACGCGGCCCCGCAAGGCCACCGUGGGGGCCCUGUUCGCCGUGGGGGGCAUGGACGCCACCAAAGGGGCCACCAGCAUCGAGCAGUACUGCCUGAGGCGAGACACCUGGAGCCAGGUGGCCACCAUGAGCGGCCGCCGGCUGCAGUUCGGCGUGGCCGUGCUGGACGGACGCCUCCACGUGGUGGGGGGCCGCGACGGGCUGAAGACCCUCAACACGGUGGAGUGCUACAACCCCCACAGCAAGAGCUGGAGCGCCCUGCCCCCCAUGUCCACGCACAGACACGGCCUGGGCGUAGCCGUCCUGGAGGGGCCCAUGUACGCGGUCGGGGGGCAUGACGGCUGGAGCUACCUCAGCACGGUGGAGAGGUGGGACCCGCAGGCACGCUUGUGGAGCUUUAUCUCCAGCAUGUCCACACCCAGGAGCACCGUGGGCGUGGCGGUGCUCAACGGGAAGUUGUAUGCGGUGGGAGGGCGAGACGGUUCAUCCUGCCUGCGCUCCGUCGAGUGCUUUGACCCCCACACCAACAGGUGGAGCGGGUGUUCUCCAAUGGCUAAGCGGCGUGGUGGAGUGGGCGUGGCCACUUGGAAUGGCUUCCUGUACGCCAUCGGAGGCCACGAUGCCCCGGCCUCCUCCCUCUCCUCUCGGCUUAGUGACUGUGUGGAGAGGUACGACCCCCAGACGGACGCCUGGACGACUGUGGCGCCCAUGAGCAUCAGCCGGGACGCGGUGGGGGUGUGUCUCCUUGGCGACCGUCUCUAUGCAGUGGGCGGUUACGAUGGGCAGGUGUACCUCAACACUGUGGAGUCUUAUGACCCUCAGACUAAUGAGUGGACCCAGGUACACACACACACACACGCACGCACACUUGCACACAAACACACACAUAAGCACACUUACCAACACAUGCACACAACACAAGCACGCACACAAACACACAGGGGCACUGCAAGUGCCUAUACAAACAAAGAAAUGAACACGCACUUAAAAUACACAAGAAACAAAGUCAAUCCAGAGUCAGUCCAAUAUAUCAGGUGUGUUUGACAUACAUUUGAUCAAAUGCAAUGAAAACCAGCUCAAACGGCCACUCUGCAGUUUACUAGAACCAAGUGACACGCAGUAACAAUGUGGCACAAAUAAAAAUGUCACUCUUAGAGGGAGCAUGCGCCAACACACAAACAAACGUUAAAGAAACACAAUGUGACCUUCCUCCUGGAACGGCAAAUGUUGUUGUACUGUUAUGUAAAUGUGUGUUUUGUUUCAUGCUAAUAUUGUCCUUGCUGCUGCAUUGAAUACUGCAUCCAGAUGGGGAAAUGGGUUUGUGUGUGUUUGUUCAGAGAUGGGGCUCUCACUGGCUUCCUAUUGAUGUCUGGGCUCUUCCGGUUGCCUCGAAAGUUUUCUUCGCAAAGUCACUAGUGCCUUUCGUCAUGGAAACUAUUUGAGAUUCUGGGAGUUUGAGUCUUAGCUUGUUAGAAUGUGACCUCGUUUAAACUUCUAAGGGGAUAGCUUUCGGAGUGGGAUUAGUCUCAGCAAUAACAUUCCUCCAAAAUAAUCAGAUUUGGCUUAUCAAAGACGGAUAGCCGCCAAAACCUACAGCCGAUGAUGAAAGCCAGGAUGGUAGUGCUUGUAUUGUUUGAUUUAUAAUUAAUGAUGCUGGCUGGAUGCUCUGUAGAUAAAGUGCUAUAAAUGAACUCGACCCUGAGAAAACAACAGAACAUGGAUUGAUGCGGAGGGGCAAGAAAUGAGAAAGUGAAGAAGCAUAGCAGGCAUGUCCGAUUCCCCGCGUAACCACAAGAGACAAACAAUAAUAAUAAUAAUAAAUGCUGAGUCUCACAAACACACACACUAGCGCACAUACACACACACCCACACCCACACCAACACACACACACACCUGAGAUUCUGCUGAUACUGCUCACGUGGUUACACUUCCCUGCUCCUGCAAGCUUCAGCACUGAUCUGUAAAUCCUGACUCACACAGAAACAUAGCAGGAAGCUUUAAGGUUUGGGGCGGACAGAAAGGUACUGACAGCUAGAAAAUAUAGUAUAUUUCUAAUUAGAAUAAGCGAUGCGGUUCCAAAAAUAAAUGUUUGGAAUUGCCUCCAGCUAUUACCGAGGAGUAUAUCAAGGUGACAAGCAUUGUUUUAUCAUCUUGUUUAUGGACAUGGUAAAGUGAAACGGUGCGUAGAAUGUAUCUUGCUCCUUUAGCGGUAGGGAGAUGUAUUUCUAAUUUUAGGGAGGGAUGAAAUACUUAUUUUAAUCAGACAUGAAGUAUAUUGUAUUUGAGGAAGGGCCUUUACCCUCAAAAGCUAGAGAUUAAUCAUCUAGCUUUUGAGGGUUCCAACUACUGUAUAUAGAGGACAUGAUUUCAUCAAGCAGAAUUUGAUAGACAACCUUCUGUCACAGUUUGCUUACUUUUUAAAGCAAUGUUACAAUUUGUUGGAAAGCAGUUCCAUGUUCCUUUGAAGUUGAAUUUGGAUACAAAAUAAGUAAAAGAAAGAGUGCAUAUAUGUAUUAUGAAUUAAUAUGCACCAUGCAGUAAUGCAGUUUUAUGCUGCCUUACACGCUGGGGGUGUCAGUGACCGUCCUUGUGUCGUCACACGGACAUAUGCAAAUGUAGGACAGCCUUAAACUAACAGUAGCCAACUGUCAGAGAGAUGGCACAGUUUUAGUAUUCAUACUACAGUUUUCGAAAGAGCCUAGCCUCAUUUAUGAUGCAACACUGUAUUAUUGUUAAACGUUUCUGGGUGACCGAAUAGGCAAGUAAUGUUAAUUUAACAGAAUAUUAGACGAUAACACCAAAACA
Molecule: messenger RNA, 4519 nt
Organism: Gadus chalcogrammus (walleye pollock)
Lineage: Eukaryota; Metazoa; Chordata; Actinopteri; Gadiformes; Gadidae
Gene: klhl5
Product: kelch-like family member 5
Exons: 12
Coding region: 211-2757 (848 amino acids)
Molecular function (GO): protein binding
Source: RefSeq, a predicted model, not a curated record